Molecule: messenger RNA, 2841 nt
Organism: Nakaseomyces glabratus
Lineage: Eukaryota; Fungi; Ascomycota; Saccharomycetes; Saccharomycetales; Saccharomycetaceae
Gene: ADE3
Product: trifunctional formate-tetrahydrofolate ligase/methenyltetrahydrofolate cyclohydrolase/methylenetetrahydrofolate dehydrogenase ADE3
Biological process (GO): tetrahydrofolate interconversion
Cellular component (GO): cytosol
Molecular function (GO): formate-tetrahydrofolate ligase activity; ATP binding; methenyltetrahydrofolate cyclohydrolase activity
Source: RefSeq, a predicted model, not a curated record
AUGGCUGAACUGAUUGAUGGUAAAGCCUGUGCUCAAGGCAUUCGUGCUUCUAUCAAGGAGGAGAUAGAGGCCAUUAAGCAGCAAAAUCCUUCCUUUGUGCCAACGUUGACCAUUGUUCAAGUUGGUGACAGACCUGACUCAGCUACUUAUGUGCGUAUGAAGAGAAAAGCUGCUGAGGAGGCAGGCAUCAGGGCCGACUUCUUGCAUUUGGCUGAGGAUGUGAGUGAGAAUGAGUUAUAUGAAGAAGUUACGAAGUUGAACGAGAACCCAGAUAUCCACGGUGUCAUUGUUCAAUUGCCAUUGCCAGGUCACAUUAACGAGGACAAGAUCACCUCCGCAGUUGUAGCAGAGAAAGAUGUUGAUGGAUUCGGUCCAAUUAAUAUUGGUGAAUUGAACAAGAAGAACGGUAAGCCAUUCUUCUUGCCAUGUACACCAAAGGGUAUCAUUGAGCUAUUGAAGCAGGCUGGUGUCCAGAUAGCCGGAUCAAAGUCAGUUGUUAUUGGUAGAUCAGACAUUGUGGGCUCACCUGUAGCUGAAUUGUUGAAAUCGUUGGACUCUACCGUAACUAUCACACACUCUAAAACUCCAGAUAUCCCAAGUUACUUGAACGACGCUGACAUUGUUGUCGUUGCCAUUGGUAAACCUGAGUUUGUCAAAGGAGAAUGGUUUGCUAACAAUAAGAAGGGUGCAGUGGUUAUUGACGUUGGUACCAACUAUGUUGAUGACUCAACCAAGAAGUCUGGUUACAGAUGCUGUGGUGACGUUGAAUUCAAAGAGGCUUGUAAAUAUGUUAGGAAAAUUACUCCUGUUCCAGGUGGUGUCGGUCCAAUGACGGUUGCCAUGUUGAUGCAAAACACUCUUAUUGCAGCAAAGAGGCAGUUGGAAACUGGUGGUAAGUUAUCUGAGUUUGAACCUUUACCAUUACAACUGAAGAGGCCAGUUCCUUCCGAUUUUGAGAUUUCUAGAGCUCAAAAGCCAAAGCAGAUUACCAAAGUGGCAUUGGAAGCUGGUAUUCUUCCAUCUGAGCUUGAACCAUAUGGAUCUACAAAGGCCAAGGUCAGCUUGAAUAUUCUUGAUCGUCUAAAGGAUAGGGAGAAUGGUAAGUAUAUUCUUGUUACUGGUAUUACACCAACCCCGCUAGGUGAAGGUAAGUCUACAACAACUGUCGGUUUGACUCAAGCUCUGGGUGCCCACUUAAACAAAACUGUCUUUGCUAAUGUUCGUCAACCUUCAAUGGGUCCUACAUUUGGUAUCAAAGGUGGUGCAGCAGGUGGUGGUUACUCCCAGGUUAUUCCUAUGGAUGAGUUCAAUUUGCAUGUGACUGGUGACAUACACGCUAUCUCAAUGGCUAACAACUUAUUAGCUGCUGCAAUUGAUACUAGAAUGUUCCAUGAGUCAACUCAAAAAGAUGGUCCAUUGUACAAGAGACUUGUGCCAGCUAAAAAGGGUGAAAGAAAGUUCACCCCAACUAUGUUAAGAAGAUUAAAGAAAUUGGGGAUUGACAAAACCAAUCCAGAUGAUUUGACCGAUGAAGAAAUUACCAGGUUUGCACGUUUAGAUAUAGAUCCAGAAACAAUUACUUGGAGAAGAGUUGUGGAUUGUAAUGAUAGAUUUUUGAGAGGUAUCACAGUUGGUGAAGCACCCACCGAGAAAGGCUUCACUAGAAAGACUGGUUUCGAUAUUUCAGUCGCCUCAGAAUGUAUGGCAAUUUUGGCCUUAUGUAACUCAUUAUCUGACAUGAGAGAACGUUUAGGUAAGAUUGUCGUUGCGGCAUCCAAGUCUGGUGAACCAAUUACCUGUGAGGAUAUCGGUUGUGCCGGUGCCAUGACUGCUCUAUUGAAGGAUGCAGUAAAACCAAAUAUCAUGCAAACCUUGGAAGGAACUCCAGUUUUUGUCCAUGCUGGUCCUUUUGCUAAUAUUUCCAUUGGUGCUAAUUCUGUCCUAGCUGAUAAGAUAGCAUUAAAGCUUGCAGGUGUUGAUCCAAAGCUCCCAGAAGAAAAGAAGAAAGAACAAGUUGGCUAUGUUGUCACUGAAGCAGGUUUUGAUUUUACCAUGGGUGGUGAGAGAUUCUUAAACAUCAAAUGUAGAUCUUCCGGAUUAGUCCCUGAUGUUGUUGUGAUUGUUGCCACAGUCAGAGCUUUGAAGGUACACGGUGGUGGACCUGAGGUAAAGGCUGGUGCUCCUUUACCAUCUGAAUACUUGAACGAAGAUGUAGAACUACUGAGGAAGGGUUGUGCAAACUUGGCCAAGCACAUUGAAAAUGCUAAGCAAUAUAACUUACCAGUAGUUGUUGCUAUCAACAAAAUGUCCUCUGAUACAGACAAAGAACAUGAAGUAAUCCGUGAGGAGUCCCUGAAGGCCGGAGCUUAUGACGCUAUAGUAUCAGACCACUGGGCAGAAGGUGGCGCUGGUGCUGUAGACUUGGCUAAAGGUAUCAUUAAGGCAGCUGAUGAAACUGACAACAGCAAAUUCUCUUUCCUAUAUGAAUCACAGGGUAAAGUAGAAGACAAGAUUCAAAAGAUCGCCAACGCCAUGUAUGGUGCUAAGGAUGUUGAAUUCUUACCAGAGGCUCAAAAGAAGAUCGAUCUAUACACAAAACAAGGUUUUGGAGAUCUCCCAAUCUGUAUUGCCAAGACUCAGUACUCCUUGUCUCAUGAUGCUAACUUGAAGGGUGUUCCUAAAGACUUCACUUUCCCAAUCAGAGACAUCAGAGCCUCUAUUGGUGCUGGUUACUUGUACGCUUUGGCAGCUGAAAUCCAAACCAUACCUGGUCUUCCAACCCACUGUGGCUUUAUGAACAUUGAAGUCAACGAAGAUGGUGAAAUUGAAGGUAUGUUCUAA